UGUGGUUGCCAGGAAUUGAACUCAGGACCUCUGGAAGAACAGUCCGUGCUCUUAACCGCUGAGCCAUCUCUCCAGCCCUAUCUCCCAAGUUCUAAAAUUAAAGCUGUGCACCAAUAUGAGUAUUCAACUGUUGGGUUUUCUUCCAUGUUCUGUUGACAGUCAGUGGUGUGAAUUUAGGCUUGUUCCACGAGGAAUGGCAAUGCCUGGAGCCUUCCCUGUGGCAUGGUACAGGAUGUUGCAGAAUUGUAGCAGUAUGGCUUCCAUGGCUAAGAACUAUCCUUGUAGUCUCCAUUGCUCCUCCUGAGCAUUUUUUGACAAACUAAUUGGCAAGUGUGUGAGCUUGUGUGCAUGAGUCUCAGAUCCCACAGAAUAAAUGAAAUCCUCAAAGGGAAAAAAAUGCAUGUGAUGUUCUGCCUUCUUCCUGUGUGUCCUUUUGGAAGCUGUAAGCUUCCACGAUUAUUGGUUCAUAUUAAAUUCAGAACCUCACUAGUGUAUAAUCUCUUCCUAAUCAUUCAGUACCAUUUCUCGCACUCAGUUUUGACUGAGCUAGGAUUGGAUGUUGGAUUCAAGAGAUGCCAACUAAAAAGUUUUUAUAAUAUUGCCAGUAUUGUGACAUUGCAUGACAGUAAGGAAAUCAUUUGUGUAUUCCUGUAUUUAGUUUUAUCUUCAUCUACUGAGCACAGUACUGUGUGAGAAAUCCAGGGGCUUCCUAAACAAUCUCUUUCUCAUGUGCAGGGUUCACUGAUCACCCAGACCUGCUCACCUAUGCAGCAGAACAGAGGGGACCUGGAAGGACAGAGCCAAGUAAGCCAUGUGUUCAUUGUUCCAGAAAGAGAAACUCAAAGAAGUGAAACAGUAAGAAAUGGCUAAUUCUCCAGUAAAUAUGUCUCAGGAUGGGUUGACCUUCAGGGAUGUAGCAGUGGACUUCUCCCAGGAGGAGUGGCAAUGCCUCGACUCUGGUCAGAGGGCUUUGUGCAUUGAUGUGAUGUUGGAGAAUUACAGCAACCUGGACUUUGUGGAGAACUAUUACAAGUGUGAUCCUGUCCAUCAGCAUGUGAAGACUGAAAAGGAGUCUUGUCAGUGUAAUGACCUUGGCAAAGCCCCUCAUGACCCCGCCACAUGUGCACUUUAUAGAACAAGUGAAACUACAGAAAAUUCCAAUAACUACACAUAUAGUAAUCACAGGGAUGCCUCUGUUGACUCAUCAAACACAGAGAGGCAUGAAAUUAUGUACACUGGAGAAGAACCUUGCCUAUCUAAAGACUGUGAGAAAUCCUUAAAUUUGAGUUCCAACUUUACUCAAGAUCGGAGACUCAACACUGCUGAGAAAGAGCACAGGCAGGAGGAAGGUGAUGACUCUUUGAGCUCUGCAUCCAGGAUUUUGCAACAACCAGUUUACAUUGAAGAAUAUCCACACCAGUGUGGUAAAUGCAAGAAAUGCUUCAGGACUGCCUCUUACCUCACUGAUCAUGAGAGAAUUCAUACUGGAAUUGCACCCUGCCAAAGCCUUCAUAUUGUGGAGAAACUUUACACAUGUAUGGAAUGUGACAUGUCCUCAACUUGGAAUUCACAAUUUAGAAGACAUAAGAGAGUUCAAACAGGAGAGAGACCUAACAGUUGUAUGCAAUGUAACAAGUCUUAUACCCGGAUCUCACUUCUUAGAACACAUCAGAGAAUUUGUACUACAGAGAGAUCUUACAAAUGUAUGGAAUGUGACAUGUCCUGGGAUUCAUAUCUUAGAAGACAUCAGAGAGUUCACACAGAAGAGAGACCUUACAAAUGCAGAGAAUGUGACAAGUCCUUUACCUGGAAUUCAGAUCUUAGAAGACAUCAGAGAGUUCACACAGGAGAGAGACCUUUUAAAUGCAGAGAAUGUGACAAGUCCUUUACCCGGAAUUCAGAUCUUAAUAUACAUCAGAGAGUUCAUACUGGAGAGAGACCUUACAAAUGCAGAGAAUGUGACAAGUCCUUUAUCUGCAAUUCAGAUCUUAGAAGACAUCAGAGAGUUCACGAACGAGAGAGACCUUUCAAAUGCAGAGAAUGUGACAAGUCCUUUACCCGGAACUCACGUCUUAAUAUACAUCAGAGAGUUCAUACUGGAGAGAGACCUUACAAAUGCAGAGAAUGUGACAAGUCCUUUAUCUGCAAUUCAGAUCUUAGAACACAUCAGAGAGUUCAUACUGGGGAAAAAUCUUACAAGUGUAUGGAAUGUGACAAAUCCUUUAGGUGGUAUUCCCAUCUUCGAAAACAUCACCAAGUUCAUACUAGGGAAAAACCUUACAAAUGCAUGCAGUGUGACAAGUGCUUUAACCAGCUCUCCCUUCUUAGAAUACAUGAGAGAAUUCAUACUGGAGAGAGACCUUACAAAUGUAUGGAAUGUGACAAAUCUUUUACCCGGAACUCACAUCUUAAAAAACAUCAGAGAGUUCAUACUGGAGAGCGACCUUGCAAAUGUAAGGAAUGUGACAAGUCCUUUAUCUGUGAUUCAGAUCUUAGAAAACAUCAGAGAGUUCAUACUGGGGAAAAACCUUACAAAUGUAUGGAAUGUGACAAGUCCUUUAUCUGGAAAUCAGAUCUUAAAACACAUCAGAGAGUUCAUACUGGGGAAAAACCUUACAAGUGUAUGGAAUGUGACAAAUCGUUUACCCAGAAUUCACAUCUUAAUAUACAUCAGAGAAUUCAUACUGGAGAGAGACCUUACAAAGAUAUGGAAUGUGACAAGUCCAUUAGCUGGGAUUCACAUCUUGGAAAACAUCAGAGUUCACACUAGGGAAAAAGCUUACAAAUGUAUGCAAUGUGACAAGUCCUUUACCAGGAAUGCAAAUUUAGAAUACAUCAGAGUUCACAUUGAGCAGAAAUCUUAUACAUGUAUUGAAUGCUAGAAGUCCUUUACCAAGAUGUCACAUUUUAUAAGACAUCAUAUGGUCCAUACUGGAGAGAGACCUUGGAGUUGUCAGAAAUGUGACAAAUCUUUCAUUAGAUGGAAAUAUCUUGGAACACAUCAGAAUAUUCAUACUGGAAAGAAAAUUUACAAAUGUUAAAGCUGACAUAACCUUUAUCCAUAUUACAAGUCUUAACAGAUGGAGAGAAAAAUCCCAUUGCAAAUACUGUGACUUGCCAUUUUCUGGUAUUCCAAGCUUACAAAUACAACUGUAUACAUAAUAGAAACAUAAAGAUAAGAAACUUAUUAAAACCUUAUUUAACCUUUUGUGAGGUUAAUCUUAGAAAAUAUCACAGAGUUUAUGCCAAAUUAAAAUUCUCUCAAUGUUA
This is a messenger RNA of Cricetulus griseus (Chinese hamster), 3270 nucleotides long. The record is from RefSeq and is a predicted model, not a curated record. NCBI's taxonomy places the organism in Eukaryota, Metazoa, Chordata, Mammalia, Rodentia, Cricetidae.